CGAAAGUAAAGUGGAGACGGACCAGAUAACUUCCGGUGAAACAAAGAUGGCGCUGCCCGUGUUGAGAGGUUGUUUCAGGUCUCCAUCAACAUUAAGCUUUACUCGACUGUUUUUAAAUGAAGGGAUCCUCCUAAACCCGUCCAGAAAGACUCGGAUACCCUCUUCAACACAUGCCGGGGUGACAGCAGCGGUCAGGCCGUACAGCUCGGACCGGGGUGGGCAGAAACCGGUCCAGAAGGUGGUGGUGGUCGGGAUCACGAAUCCUUUUAUCUGGUUCCGGACGCGGAUAUAUUACUUUCUGAUCAGAGCUUACUUUGAUAGAGAGUUCAGCAUCGAGGAGUUCACGGAGGGGGCGAAGCAGGCUUUCUCUCAUGUGUCCAGUCUGCUGUCCAAAUGUCAGUUUGAAGGAUUGGAGGGUCUUGUGGCGAAAGAUCUGAUUGAGAAGCUGGAGGAGAAGUGUAACCUGAUGCCAUCGAGCUACAAGAAAGCUCUGUCUGCAGAUCCUGAGGAGAUCAUGUACACCACCCCUGCAGAUGUGGGGAUCUACUACGAUGAUGACGGUAGGAAGUUUGUCAGUAUUCUGAUGCGUUUCUGGUAUCUGACGAGCGCCCGACUUCCUGAUGACACCUUGGAGGGAACCCGUAUCUUCCAGGUGGCCUUUGGUGGAGAGGGAGAGGCAGAAACAAAGAGACUUCUGACUGCAAAUUAUGAAUUCCAAAGGGAGUUUACUAAAGGAGUGAGUCCAGACUGGACCAUUACGAGGAUAGAGCACUCCAAGCUUUUGGAUUAAGCUGGAUUUCAUUGGAGGCGUCUUUCCACUGGAAACGAGUCAAAGACACUCCCCUCAGUUUUUACUUACACUGCAAAACAAAAAGGAAAAACUGAAGGGACAAAUGUUCUCCCUGGACAGUCAGAGGAGUCAGGAGACAAACUUGGGUUAUGCACUCGUCAUUGUAGAAGAGAUAUGAACCAAUCACGUCUGCUCAUAGAACGUUUGUGUAGAACUGUGUGCAAUGAAAGUGUUUGUUAUGGUUUUCUGCACUGUCUCUGAAAUCACCAAAAGAUCUGUGAUCUGUGAUCUUGACUUGGUUUCUCUAACUUUCACUCUCUCAGAGGAACCUGAUAUCAGAUCCAGUUUGUAAUUUAUAGCCUUAUUUUAACUAUUGUGUAAGAUCACAUGGAUGGGGCUUGAUAGAUGUAGGCGUGAUUAACACUUGUGCCAGGAAAGUCUUGCAUCUUGUUUCUAUUUUGAAAAGACUGAUCGGUGUCUGAUUCUGUAAUUUAAGUUGGAGAACUUUAGUGUUUUAUGUUGGACUGUGCGGUAUGAAGGGGAUGAAUCUGAAUGUGCAAAAGAAAGUGUCUUUUUUUUCCCUAUCCAAAACACAUGACCUGUUGCAAUCACUUGACUCUGUAGUGCAUAGUAUACAGUAUAUGUACUGUAUGUGUAUACAUGUGUUUGCAAUGGUAAAGGCAGCUGCUGCAGACUUUUGAUUCUUAUAUUAAAAAUCUGAAAAA
Notolabrus celidotus (New Zealand spotty) is the source of this 1515-nucleotide messenger RNA. RefSeq names its product matrix AAA peptidase interacting protein 1 (gene maip1). The coding region runs from base 47 to 790 and encodes 247 amino acids. The record is from RefSeq and is a predicted model, not a curated record. The transcript has 5 exons. Lineage: Eukaryota; Metazoa; Chordata; Actinopteri; Labriformes; Labridae. Gene Ontology annotation, biological process: inner mitochondrial membrane organization; protein insertion into mitochondrial inner membrane from matrix. Gene Ontology annotation, molecular function: ribosome binding. Gene Ontology annotation, cellular component: mitochondrial inner membrane.